CGUGGUGGACGGCUGGCUGGCGGGAGGGACAGAGAAUGGCUGGGAGAGCUGCCCGGGGUGGUGUGAGGUCCCUGGAGGCCUUUGAUUUUGGCAGCACUGCUGAUAUUAUUCAACUAAUACCUCAGGAUUUAUUUGCUGAGCUGUGUGAACGAAUUAUUCAGCAUCUUAAUUGUCAGAUUCCAGGUGUCAAUACAGUAGAACUAUGUCAGAAAUUUCAAGCAGCUGGAGUUGAAAUGAAUGUUGCUGACCUGGCAAAGAUAAUUAAUGUUGUUUCUUUUUUAUUCAGCACAGCUGCCAAAAACAACCUCUCUGUGGAAGAACUGUCCACUGGCAUGGGUAAUGCGAUCAAUAUGCUGCCAAAACAUGCAGUUCAAGUAAUUCGUCACCUAUGGAAUGAAAAAGGUAGUUCUAUCAGUGUGUCGGAAGAUGCUAGAAACAUGGCAACAAUGGGACAGGUUAUAGAUAUCCAAUGGAAACUGGGAAUGGCAGUGAGCUCUGACAGCUGCAGAUCUCUUAAGUACCCUUACAUUACAAUUACACUUAAAGUGGCACAGCCUUCAGGCCAGAUAAUGAGCAAGUGUCUUGAAAUGACAAUACCACAGUUCCAGGACUUCUUCAGACAUUUUAAGGAUAUGGCAGCUGUUCUUGAGACUGUUUGAGCAUAAAACUGCUAAAAAAAAAUACUUACUUCAAAGACAUGCUUUACUUGAUCCAAUUAAGCCUUCCUAUCUUGCACAAGUAAUUAAGUGUCAAUGUUUAUGUAAGAGGUGAAGGUAUUUCCUGAGAGACUAAUUUCUUGAGAAGCUGAGUGCGGUUGAGCUGAGAUUUCUGGAAGAAGGGAUUGAUUGCCUGAACACUGUAUGUAAUUACCUGUUAAAGGACUAUUGUGCAGCUGUAAAUAAAGCAAGUUACAUUUGCAAUA
Messenger RNA from Pelodiscus sinensis (Chinese soft-shelled turtle), 922 nucleotides. Lineage: Eukaryota; Metazoa; Chordata; Testudines; Trionychidae. The record is from RefSeq and is a predicted model, not a curated record.